Molecule: messenger RNA, 2409 nt
Organism: Ceratosolen solmsi marchali
Lineage: Eukaryota; Metazoa; Arthropoda; Insecta; Hymenoptera; Agaonidae
Product: pro-resilin-like
Exons: 3
Coding region: 22-2409 (795 amino acids)
Cellular component (GO): extracellular matrix
Source: RefSeq, a predicted model, not a curated record
UUAUUAAUUAAUUCGUCAGUCAUGGAGAAGAUAAUAUAUUUAAUGGGAGUAUUAGCGUUAUGUGUGGCACGUCCGGAGCCACCGGUAAAUUCUUACCUCCCGCCAGGACAUGGUGGUGGCUUCGGCGGUAGCCAUCCGAACGGCGGAAGUCCUUCUAAUCAAUACGGACCUCCAGAUUUCCAAAGCGGUAGCGGUCAAGCUCCUGGUGGCAAUUUCAACGCCGGCAGUAAUGGUCGGGGAGCGCCAUCGAGUAGUUAUGGCCCACCGGGUUUUGGUAAUAACGAAGCCAAUAAAUUUAACGGAGGCAGUAGUGUGAAUGGUGGCGCUGAAAGGCCGCAGGACUCUUAUGGUCCACCGGUAAGCGGUAGUGAUUUCGGAGGAAACAGAGGUAGUGCUAGUGGAGGUAGAAUCAACGAGCAACCUCCCGGUGGUAGGCCUUCUGAUUCUUACGGGCCACCAUCAGGUAAUACUGGACUUGGAGGAAGAAAUACCGGCAAACCGUCAAAUUCUUAUGGGCCACCCGAGGCUGGAAGUGGAUUCAGAGGUGGAAAUUCGGGAAGUCGUGCGUCUUCGGCUGGUAAUGGCUAUCCGAGUGGAAAUGACGGACAAACGAGACCGUCGGAUUCUUAUGGGCCUCCUCAAGGUAGCAAUGGAUACAGCAAUGGAAAUCCCGAGAGAUCGUCCGCUGGAAAUGGUUUUGGCGGAGGAAAUGCCAAUAGGCCCUCCAACUCAUAUGGACCACCGACAACUGGCCCACGCAAUUUUGGUGGUGAAAGAGCCUCUGGCAAUUUCGGAAGCCAAAGUGGUUCUAAGCCAUCGAACUCGUAUGGAUCGCCUUCGGGAGGAAAUGGAUUUGAAGAAAGGAAUGCUCAACCAUCGAACGGUUAUGGUUCACCAUCGGAAGGAAAUAGUCGGCCAUCGAACAGUUAUGGUCCACCGUCGGGUAGAAACAGUCAACCAUCGAGCAGUUACGGUCCACCAUCAGGAGGGAAUGGAUUUGGGAGGGGAGAUCAAGCUCAACCCAUAAAUAAUUAUGGCCCACCGUCAGGUGGAAGGGGAUUUGAUGGAGGUAACGCUCAACCUUCGAAUGGCUAUGGCCCACCGUCAGCUGGAAAUACACAGCCAUCGAACAGUUAUGGUUCACCAUCAGGAGGAAAUAGUCAACCAUCGAAUAGCUAUGAUCCACCAUCGGGAGGAAAUGGAUUUGCAGGAAGGAACGCUCAGUCAUCCAAUACUUAUAUUCCGCCAUCUGGAGGAAGUGAAUUUGGAAGAGGUAAUUCUCAACCAUCGAAUAGCUAUGGUUCGCCGACGACUAAUAAUGGUAGAGGAUCACAAAAUGGUAAUGGAUUUGGAAGCUCUAACGGAAGACCAUCGAAUAGUUAUGGUCCACCUUCCGGUGAUAAUGGUGGCGGUUUUGGUAGCACAAGUGCAAAUGGAAGACCAAGCAGUAGUGGCAGUUUUGGUGGUAAUGGUGGAUCAAACGCAAAACCAUCCAACAGUUAUGGUCCACCUUCAAAUGGAUUUAAUAGUGGGGCCAAUACUGCCCAAAGUACUAACGCCGGUAAACCGUCAGGUUUGUACGGACAGCCGUCAAAUGACAAUGGAUUUAGUGGUGCAGGAAGAUCUUCAUCUGAUGGAUAUUCUCAAGGUCAACAAACUAAGACUGGAAAUGGAUUUGGACAAAACAGCAAUGGUGGCCAGUCAGCAAAUAAUUACAGUCCUUCGGGUGGUAAUGGAUACAGUACUGGAGGACCAACAAGCAAUGGUGGUGCUUCUAAUACCGGAAGUGGUAAUAAUGGAUUUGGUGGACAAGUACAAGACAGUUACGGGCCACCACCAUCGGGAGCCGUAAAUGGCAAUGAAAAUGGUUACUCGUCUGGUGGUCCUGGAGGAAAUGGACUCGAUGAGGGAAAUGACGAGCCGGCGAAGUACGAAUUUUCUUACGAAGUAAAAGACGACGAAUCAGGUAGUAAUUUCGGACAUACAGAAAUGCGUGAUGGCCAUCGUGCACAAGGCGAAUUUAAUGUUCUUUUGCCAGAUGGCAGAAAACAAAUUGUAGAGUAUGAGGCAGAUCAAGAUGGUUUUAAGCCCCAAAUUCGAUACGAAGGCGAAGCUAAUGCCGAUGCCGGCGGUGCAGAUGGUUAUCCCUCCAGCAAUGGCUCGGGCAACAGUGGAAGUGGAGGAUAUCCAUCUGGUGGACCAUCCGGAGGACAAACUGGUGGACAAGUUGGAAAUGGUAACAAUGGCUAUUCUACGGGUCCACGCCCCAAUUCCGGUUUCAAUAAUGGUAAUUCUGGCUAUACAUCCGGUGGUCCCGGGAAUGGAAAAAAUGGCCCGAACGAUAGAGGAUUAAAUAACAAUAAUUUUGGCAAUAAUAAUAAUGGUAAAAUAUUUAUUGAAAAGCGAUGA